This is a messenger RNA of Ilex paraguariensis (yerba mate), 873 nucleotides long. Lineage: Eukaryota; Viridiplantae; Streptophyta; Magnoliopsida; Aquifoliales; Aquifoliaceae. The record is from the annotation of a GenBank genome assembly.
AUGGAGAUUACGAUUGAUCAUAAGCAUUUUAAAGUCAGAUCUGAAGGUUUGCAUGGUGAACUGGUUCGCAUAAUGGAAUGGAAUCGGUUUGGAUAUUUCUCAUGCUUACUGAAUAGAAGUUGUGUGAGAUGGUUGAAGGAGAUGUUUUCUGAAGCUUUAUCCUGGAAUCGACGAGAUAUUUUCUUUAGAAAGUUUAGGAGGGAUGGAUAUUGUAUGUGGAUGCAACUGGAAAAUAGCAGGUUUGGGGAGUUUGCCAGGAUUACACAGAUGAUGAAUAAUGGUAGAAGAAAGGGUUUGAUUAUUCCCCAAGGCUCCCAAGGCAUUGGAUGGAAAGGGUUUAGAGGAUUGAUGGAGGAUGUUCUUUCGGGUGGAAGGAAUACAAGGAUACAUGAAAAAGAAAAUCAAAGUCUGAUGGUAGUAUCAAAAUCUAGAGUUAGGGAGCAAGGAAAUGGGGGAUGGGUUGAGAUGCAUAAGGAAAAUACUCCUGCAAAUAAUAAGGGGGAUGCAAAUAUGCUUAAAGAAGAGGUUAAACUGAGGUGUGUUGUGGUUAAGGUGUUGAAGAACACAGGAUUGUUCAAUCGAAACGAAAAAGGAAUACUACAAGGUGAAGGUAGUAAGGAGAUUUUGUGUAUUGGGCAAAAGGUCAAAGACGAGAGUUGUAGCAUAUUGGAAAAUCAAUCGGCCAAAAAAAAGUUGCAAACAAAAGGGGGAUUACGUGUCAAGAAGAGAAAGGAGGAGGAGGAGGAGGGAGUUUGUGCACCACAAGGCCAGAAUAAAUGCAAAGAUUUGAGCUCGAAUGAUAGGGCUCUCUCACACGGGCAAAUGGCUAUCUUCAUAGAUGAAACAAAGGCUCUCCUCAAAGUUGAAAACUGA